Salmo salar (Atlantic salmon) is the source of this 4277-nucleotide messenger RNA. Its product is annotated as rho guanine nucleotide exchange factor 3. NCBI's taxonomy places the organism in Eukaryota, Metazoa, Chordata, Actinopteri, Salmoniformes, Salmonidae. The record is from RefSeq and is a predicted model, not a curated record. Gene Ontology annotation, biological process: positive regulation of Rho protein signal transduction; intracellular signal transduction. Gene Ontology annotation, molecular function: guanyl-nucleotide exchange factor activity.
CACAGAACACACUGAAGUUAUUAGAACAGGGUAGCGGAGAGGUGUGCGUGAGAGUCUAUCAUGACAGAGGAUAUGUUCCAAAUGGCGCAAAUUGAAAAACGGAUGCACCUGCAGAGCAUUUAAAAGUAUAAGCACAUUGGCCUAACGCAUGGCUGGGCACAUUCUGCAGCUAGGGUUGAGCUCUAUUCAGAUCGGAUGUGGGUAAGGAGAUAUUUCUCUCCAAUGCGCGACGCCCUCACUCGCUCUCUGAUCCUGAGUGCAAUUUACACACUGAGCGCAUAUAGUAGGAGGAUUUCGCUCCUGGCAGUCGCAGUUUCCACAACAGCGGAGUAGGCGCGCACAACUCGCCUGGGAUGAGUUGGCAGUUUACACUACUUGAACUUUACUUCUCGUAGCCCUGGCGAGCACCGUAACUGCUGGAAGACGUGCAUGUGACUGCCCUGCUGCGUUUAUAACCUCCGUGGACUGGGAAGGUGACAGCAGCAUGGUGGCCAAGGAUUACCCUUAUUACCUCGUCGUGAAGAGGAUGAACUGCUCACUGGAGGUGCAGACAGUUAGCAGAAACAUCCAUCCGGCUAAAGAAGUGGAGGAGCCCUGUAACAAGCGGGUGAAGCCUCUUUCUCGGGUUACAUCGCUGGCCAACCUCAUACCCCCAGUCAAGGCUGCACCUCUGAAGCGGAUCGGACAAACACUGCAGCGUUCCAUCAGCUUCCGCAGUGAGAGUCGGACAGAGUCGGUCAUGCCUCCCAGACCAUGGACGCGGCCGGCCCCGCCUGCCAACACCAAGCGGCGUGACAGCAAGCUGUGGAGCGAGACCUUUGACGUGCGACUUGGACACCAAAUGCUGUCGUCCAAGGAGAUCAAUCGCCAAGAGGCGAUCUUUGAGCUUUCUCGAGGGGAGAAGGAUCUCGUUGAGGAUUUGAAGCUGGCCAAGAAGGCGUACCAUGACCCAAUGCUGAAACUGUCCAUCAUGACAGAACAUGAGCUCAACCAGAUCUUCGGAACCCUGGAAUCUCUCAUUCCGCUGCAUGAAGAUCUGCUGAGUCGACUGCGAGAGGCCAGGAAACCAGACGGCUCCACAGAACAUGUGGGACACAUCCUAGUGGACUGGCUUCCCUGUCUAGACUCCUACAACUCAUACUGCAGUAAUCAGGUGGCAGCCAAGGCUCUGCUGGACCAUAAGAAGCAGGACCACCGGGUGCACGACUUCCUGCAGCGCUGCCUGGAGUCGCCCUUCAGCAGGAAGCUGGACCUGUGGAACUUCCUGGAUAUACCCAGGAGCCGGCUGGUCAAAUACCCCCUGCUGCUCAGGGAGAUCCUCAAACACACGCCUAACGACCAUCCGGACCGCCAACACCUGGAUGAGGCAAUCAACAUGAUCCAGAGCAUCGUGGCAGAGAUCAACACCCAGACGGGCGAGUCAGAGUGUCGUUUCUACAAGGAGCGUCUCCUCUACCUAGAGGGCAGCCAGAGAGACCUGCUCAUUGACAGCUCCCGCAUCCUCAGCUGCCACGGGGAACUGAAGAACAACAGGGGUGCUAAGCUGCACGUGUUCCUGUUCCAGGACGUGCUGGUCAUCACUAGAGCCAUCACCCACAACGAGCAGCUGUACUACCAGCUGUACCGCCAGCCCAUCCCCGUCAGAGAGCUGCAGUGGGAGGACCUGCAGGACGGGGUGAUACGCCUGGGAGGCUCCAUCAGAGGAGCCUUCAGCAACAACGAGAGGACCAAGAACUUCUUCAGAGUGUCGUUUCAUAGCAGUAGCCAGUUCCACUCCCACUCCUUCCAAGCCAGUGAUGCCUUCAACAAACAGCAGUGGCUCAACUGCAUUCGACAGGCCAAAGGAGCUGCUGAGUCGGUCAUGGGGGUAGUGGGGGUGGAAACCAGUAGCAGUGACCCAGAGCCCCCUCCAAGCCUACUCAGCCCUCUGAGCCCUACAACACCUCCCCUCUCAGGACCACUGGCCCCCCAGCCAAAAAGCAUGGACCAUUGCGACAGUGACUCGUCUGUAGACUCUCCAGGCUGUAGCAUGGACAUGGACACAAGCGAGGCGUUGGCCUCCCCCACAGGCUGCCCUGAUGGACCAAACAGACUCUAGUAGUAGCAGGCCAUCAGAAGUGUGACCUUUGGGGUGUCAUGGCCUCUCUGGGUUAGAGAGGCUAGAGGCUAAACCUUGGCAGUAUUGGUGGCAACAUGGCAAUGCUCCCUAUAUACAGGAGGGAAGAAAAACACUGUGGACAUUGGAGCACUUUUUUAUUCUACCCAUUUUUUCAUUUGUUAGUUUUCUUUGUUGCUGAACUUGGACAAAAAAAACUCUCAUUCUCUCUCUUGGGCAUCCUUCUAUGAGGCUGUGGUGUAGUCUGUAGCAGUGACAACCAUGUAACUUAGCUGUGACUGUCAGGUCUACUAUGGAUGUCUACCUGGAGAGGAGAGAAGGCAGACAUGACAGGGACCUCAGGACUGUUUUUUUUUUUUCUUCUCCUGGUCAGACUCUGGGCCUCUAGAGACACUGCCAUCACACGUUAUCCCACUGCAGUACUACUGUGGCCUCCCAGAGCUAAGAGAAUACACUGAUAUUCUCUUUGUGUUGAACUAAAAAUAUAAAUGCAACAUUUAAUGUUCCAUACGCACAAAAAGCUUAUUUCUCUCAACUUUUGUGCAGAUAUGUGUUCACAUCCCUGUUAGUGAGCAUUUCUUCUUUGCAAAGACAAUCCAUCCACCUGAUAGGUGUGGCAUAUCAAGAAGCUGAUUAAACAGCAUGAUCAUUACACAGGUGCACCUUGUGCUGGGGACAAUAAAAGGCCACUCUAAAACUUGCCGUUUUGUCAGACAACACAUUGUCACAAGUUGAGGGAGUGUGCAAUUGGCAUGCUGACUGCAGGGAAUGUCCACCAGAGCUGUUGCCAGCUAAUUAAAUGUCAAUAUCUCUACCAUAAGCCGCCUCCAAUGUUUUAGAAAAUUUGGCAGUACGUCCAACCGGCCUCACAACCGCAGACCAUGUGCAACCACGCCAGCCCAGGACCUCCAUAUCAGGCUUCUUCACCUGCGGGAUCAUCUGAGACAAGCCACCAGGCCUGCUGAUGAAACUGAGGAAUAUUUGUGUCUGUAAUAAACACCAUUUGUGGGGGAAAAACCUGUUCUGAUUGGCUGGGCCUGGCUCCACAGUGGGUGGGCCUAUGCCCAGUCAUGUGACAUCCAUAGAUUAGGGCCUAAUGAAUAUUUCAAUUGGCGGAUUUCCUUAUGUACUGUAACUCAGUAAAAUCGUUAAUUCUUGCAUGUUGCGUUUUAUAUUGUGUGUUGUGUGUGUGUGGAUGUAAGAAUCUAGAGAACAGUGUUUGCAAUACCCAGUCAAAAUGACCAGCAGAAUGUUUUCAAAGACAAUCAAUAUGAUGUUAUUAUUGUAGUACUUGGCAUGGGGUUGCAGGGUGGUUCGUUAAGGACAGGUUACCACAACGCUGUAAAAGAGGUUAAAGGUGUUCACGACAGAAUCUUCCCACAUCUUGGCCAGAAUUGAAAUCUAUGGUGUUCCAUAAGUCAAGAACUGGCAAUUCUAGAACAGAUGCUAAAGUAGAGAGAUUUCCCCUCCCCGUCUUGCCUCUUCGUUAUGUAACCUAGUAUAAACGCAUGUCACUCAGAGGGGAGAGCUGUUAGUGGGGUUUGAUUCAUUUCAUAAUCGAUUGUGUUUAUUUAAAUCUCCUCUAAAGUAAAUUAGUCUGAGUAAGCGCAACAUUAAAUUACUACACGAAUUUCCAAAUUAUGUAGAAAGACCUGAACAGAUUCCAUAGUUGGGCAGUUUGACCACGUCUAUCUCUACUAAAUUCUGCAAGAAGUGGGAAACUUAUUUUACAGCAAGUAAAGAACCCAUCCUGGAGGAAGCAGGAUUUUCUGUGAUGUUAAGAGUCAAUGUCUUAAAGAUACGUUUUGGAUUAAAGCCAGUAUUGAAUUAAUUACUGUUGGUGUGUUUAAUGGUCACGUUUAUCACCCACAAAGUCACUCACUGGUCGCUCCUGUAAAACGCGAAGCAGAGACCUUUAUUGUUUAAAAGAAGUAGUCACUUAUGUAUUUAUACUCUGACCAGUCCUCUGUCACUGGGUGCUCUGUGUUGAACCGACUAACUACUAAAUUGUUGCCAAAACUGCGUGUGUGUCAGGUAAUUCUGACCUUGUGAAAGUUUACUUGUGGGGCCUCAUGUGCGCUCUCAUUUGUAUAGAAAUUCACGCAUUUAAAAGGAAUCGGUUUGACCAAGUAAACACUAAAAUAAAUAUCCCAAAACAGUA